Messenger RNA from Durotheca rogersii, 1681 nucleotides. RefSeq lists its product as uncharacterized. The record is from RefSeq and is a predicted model, not a curated record. Gene Ontology annotation, molecular function: molybdate ion transmembrane transporter activity. Lineage: Eukaryota; Fungi; Ascomycota; Sordariomycetes; Xylariales; Xylariaceae. Gene Ontology annotation, biological process: molybdate ion transport. The transcript has 2 exons. The coding region runs from base 214 to 1575 and encodes 453 amino acids.
CUAUACUGCUACGCAUACGCUAGGCAUCUCAACCUCCGAGGCGAUUUAUUCCGCGUCCGCCGACACGGAGGCGGUUAGCCGGCGACUUACAAGGCACCGACCUGCUGAUCUCGGGUAGCUAAUUGGCUACUGUGGAGGCCGAGGGGCAGAGAUACCUAAAUAAACGUCUAACCGACCUGCUCGGCUUCCUGGUCGGUCUGGCCGCCUAGAAUCAUGGCUUUCCUCGCCGACAUCAGGCGAUCCCAUCGUAGGAAUGUCGAGAACCUCCGCAAAUCGCCCCUGGCUGAGAUUUCCGGCGCGCUCGGCGACCUCGGCACUCUUCUACCACUGAUGAUCACCCUCGCCAUCAACGGUUCCAUCUCGCUGUCGACCACACUCGUCUUUUCCGGCUUCUUCAACAUCGCUACCGGCGUCAUAUUUGGUAUCCCUCUCCCCGUGCAGCCGAUGAAGGCCAUCGCUGCAGCCGCCAUCGCGUCAAAGGCCUCGCAGCGCGAGACCGUCGCAGCGGGCAGCAUCGUCGGCGCUGUCGUGCUGUUCCUCAGCGUGACUGGCCUGCUGCGCUGGGCCGCCCGCGUCAUCCCGGUCCCCGUCGUCAAAGGCAUCCAGCUCGGCGCCGGCUUGUCCCUCAUCAUCUCGGCGGGGACCUCGCUAUUGAUGCUGCCGCCCUCGCGCUGGGCGUGCCCGCCGCUGGACGGCCCCGCCUGGGCCGCCGUAGCCUUCGUGCUCCUCGUGCUGACGCAGCGCAUGCGCCGCUUCCCGUAUGCACUCGUUGUGUUCGGCGUCGGCAUCGCCUUCGCCUUCGUCGGGAUCGCCAUCGGCCCUGAGCCGAGCCUCAACCCCCACCACCACCGCAAGCUGCCCCGCUGGAGCACCUGGGAGCCCCGGUUCGCCGUGCCCCGCUGGACCGCCGAGGCCAUCGGCAUGGGCGUCGCCCAGCUACCCCUGACGACGCUUAACUCGGUAAUCGCUGUCGGCGCCCUCGCAGCGGACCUCAGGGGCCCGUCGGAGCUGGCACCCCCUGGCGUCGGCGCGCUGGGCCUGAGCGUCGCGGUCAUGAACCUCGCCGGGUGCUGGUUCGGCGCGAUGCCGGUGUGCCACGGGGCCGGCGGGCUGGCGGCGCAGUGGCGGUUCGGGGCGCGCAGCGGCGCGAGCGUCGUCCUCCUGGGCGCGUUCAAGAUGGCGGUGGGCCUGGCCUUCGGAGAGUCGCUGCUGGACCUCCUUGCGGCGUUCCCCAAGGCGCUGCUCGGCGUGAUGGUGGUGGCGGCGGGCCUCGAGCUGGCCAAGGUAGGCCGGAGCCUGAACUACGGCGCGCCAGACCUGUGGGAGGAGUCGGUUGAGCAGCGGGGAGACGGAGCGACGGUGCGCAAGCAGCACCGCAAGGUCUCGGACGAGGAGCGCGAGGAGCGCUGGACGGUGAUGCUCACGACGGCGGCGGGAAUCUUAGCCUGCCGCAACGACGCCGUCGGCUUCUCUGCCGGCCUGCUGUGCCACUGGGCGUACCGGCUCGCCGACUGGGUCGAGCGGAGGAGGCGGGGGCGUGGGCAGAACGAGAGGACGCCGCUGUUGGGCGCGUGAGGAGUACGGUAAGGACCCAGCGCAGAUUUUGUGGAGGUAUAUGACGAUACCGUAGAGUGAUACUGCAUAACGAUACCACGUGGCGAUGACAAUAAACGACAAGCAA